Messenger RNA from Harmonia axyridis, 531 nucleotides. RefSeq lists its product as uncharacterized. The transcript has a single exon. The record is from RefSeq and is a predicted model, not a curated record. Bases 1 to 531 code for a protein of 176 amino acids. Lineage: Eukaryota; Metazoa; Arthropoda; Insecta; Coleoptera; Coccinellidae.
AUGAGAAAAGAAUCGUCGUUCAAAUAUCUAGGCGCGAAUAUUACAAGUAAUAGGAAUUUGAAGAACGAAGUGAAAGCUCAAACAACGAAGGCAUCAUUAAUAUCGGGGUACUUGCGAGAUGUAUUCUGGCGGAAUAAAUAUAUGAGCACCAGGAGCAAAGUCAGAAUAUACAAGACCUGUGUGAGACCGGUGAUGACAUACGCGAUAGAGACCAGAGCAGAGAACACCGUAACUAAGCGUCUUCUAAGAACAACUGAGAUGCGAGCGCUGAGAUCUAUAGCGGGAUACACAUUACUUGACCGCAAAAGAAACGAAGAAAUUCGAGAUAUAUGUGACAUCCAGGAUGUGGUGAGAUGGGCAAGAAAACGGCGAAGAGCAUGGAGAGACCAUGUGGACAGAAUGUCGGAUGACCGCUUGGCAAAAAUCGCAAAGGAGGAAAAACCAAAUACAUCCCGACCACCAGGACGACCACCUACAAGGUGGUAUGAAAGCUGGUCUUCGUCAUCCCAGCAGCAGCUAGAAAACCAUUGA